CCCUCCCUCCCUCCCGUCACCGCCGUCGACCCCCACCGCCACCGCUGCCGCACCGCCGUCGCCCCUCAACACCACCGCCGUCGACCCCCACAGGGGACAGCCGCCGCACAGCCGUCGACCCCCGCCGCCAAGGCCACUGCACCGCCGUCGCCCCCCAACGCCGCCGCUCCAGCCCUCCCUCCCUCCCUCCCUCCCUUCCAACGUCACCACUCCCGCCCUCCCUCCCUUCCUCCGCCGUCUAUCCCGCCACCGCCGGUCGCUCAUACAGUCUUAUGCUCAAUAUAAAGGGACACCCUGGGAACAUGCUCCAAAUGGUUUUGUGAGAAUCAAGUUCCUUCCACUGCAGAAAUCAUUACUUUGAUUUUGCCUGAUUAUUUCGAGCUCAUCAAACUUUGAUUCUGUGGGGUUGUCCCUAACUAUAAGAUGCCAGUCAUAUUGUGUGAUUCCUUUGUAAUUCCAGCUUUUCAUAUUAGCCACUUUAAGGUAAAUGAUUUGAAGAUUAAAAGAAAUUCUCCUCCCAACCCAACCUACACUUCUGUUCAUUGCAAUGUACUACAAGGUUCCCCUUCUUUUAGCAAAAAUAUCCAUCUGAGAAAGAGAUCACCCUGUACCUUGAGGUUUGUACCUAGAGAAUCUAUUAACUCCAAUGGCAUAUUGUUUGAUGAGGAUACCUCAAUUAUAUAUGAUUGGAAAGAUCAACAAGAAAGAGAUAUUGAAAAUAUGGAAUCGCCAUGGGAAGGAGCUGUUGUUUAUCAGAGAAACCCUUCAAUCUCACAUGUUGAGUAUUGCACAACUUUAGAGAGACUUGGGUUGGGAAAACUUUCAACUGAGAUUUCAAGAUCUCGAGCUUCUGUCAUGGGAUUGCGAGUCACAAAAGCUGUGAAGGAUUUUCCACUUGGAACUCCUGUUCUAAUAUCUAUCGAUGUAACAAGGAAAAAGCAGAAACUGAGGCUUGAUGGGAUUUUACGGACGAUUAUCACCCUUGCUUGUAAUAGGUGUGGUGAGUCAACACCUGAGUGUGUAUUCUCAAAUUUCUCACUUUUACUAUCUGAAGAACCAAUUGAAGAGCCUGAGAUUAUAAAUAUGGCAAUGAUUUAUGGAGAAGACAAAUUCAGAACUUCAGGAAGUAUUGAUGAGGAAGAAGACAAUGAAGCAUCAAUUGAUUUGGAUGACCGGCUAUAUUUUCCUCCAGAUGAGAAAGCAAUCGAUAUUUCAAAACACAUAAGAGACAUGGUGCAUGUAGAGAUCACCCUUAAUGCUGUAUGUGAUCCCAAGUGCAAAGGUUUGUGUCUCAAAUGUGGUUCCAAUCUGAACACCACUGCUUGUGACUGUAGCAUGCAGAAGACAGAAAAGCGAGGCGAUGGUCCUCUUAGAGGUUUGAGAAAGCAAAUGCAGAAAAAUUGAUGCUAGAUUCAAAGUACCAGUGAAAGUGUCUCGUAUGCUAUGUGUACAUGCUUGCUUGUCUAGAUUGAUAUGCUUUCAGUCCCCUCCAUCAUGUUGCUCAACACUCCUUACACUACUGGAUCAGAUGACUAAUGAAAGUUGCAAUGGUUUUUCGCUGAUCAAUCACACCCAAAAUGGUGCUGACUUUUUUCCUUCAGUCGACUUAAUUGCACCGUUCCCCUGCCCCCUGGCUUGUGCAGGUACUGUACCUAAUGGUUGUCACACAUUGAUGGUUACUGGUAUGGCUGCCAUUCCAUAUAGAUGCCACAUGUUUUUUGAGACUAGAAAUGGAUCUGUUACAACCGAGCUCCCUUAUGUAAUUUUCUCAUUUGAUUUUGAUUGAUUCUAAGAAGUUAAUGAGAUAAGAGGGGUUUCUUCU
Diospyros lotus (date-plum) is the source of this 1822-nucleotide messenger RNA. RefSeq names its product large ribosomal RNA subunit accumulation protein YCED homolog 1, chloroplastic. The transcript has 3 exons. The record is from RefSeq and is a predicted model, not a curated record. Bases 424 to 1404 code for a protein of 326 amino acids. NCBI's taxonomy places the organism in Eukaryota, Viridiplantae, Streptophyta, Magnoliopsida, Ericales, Ebenaceae.